Messenger RNA from Sarcophilus harrisii (Tasmanian devil), 3085 nucleotides. It is a transcript of the gene CCHCR1, whose product is annotated as coiled-coil alpha-helical rod protein 1. The record is from RefSeq and is a predicted model, not a curated record. Gene Ontology annotation, cellular component: centriole. The coding region runs from base 438 to 2954 and encodes 838 amino acids. The transcript has 18 exons. Gene Ontology annotation, biological process: cell differentiation; protein export from nucleus. NCBI's taxonomy places the organism in Eukaryota, Metazoa, Chordata, Mammalia, Dasyuromorphia, Dasyuridae.
CGGAGUCAGUUGAGGGCGGGAAGGGGUUGAGAGGGAUUGGGCAACGUGGGCGCUAGGCAGCUGAGGGGACUGGGCGGGACAAAGAAAGUGCUGGAGGGCAGGGGCCUUGGGGCGAAGGAGCCGCAGGGAGACUAGGGUCGGGGACUCAAAGAUUCCGGGGAAGGGGGAUCGGGAGGAAGGCGUCAGUCGGUUUGACUGGGGAAGGCGAGGGGGGGGGAGGGGGUGAGGUGGGGGAAGCUGAGCAACUGAGCCGGGGCAGAAGCUGCAGUUGUGACCAGCCCCGGGCAGAGUGAAUUAAGGGGAGGCAGGCAGGGAGGGGGGGAGGAGCCAAAGACAGGGAGCAAAGUGGGAGACUGGGGUGGAGGGGAGAGGGGAGAAGAAGAUCUGGAAUGGAUAGAAAGGGUGACGGAGAGAGAAAGUGGCAGUAUUAGGGUGGGAUGAAAGGCAAACAUCCAUCGGAGGGCCUGGAGAUGAGCAAAAGACUAAAAAUAAGCAAAGGACUGUUAGACUUCCUGCUUACCCAGGAAGAUGGUUCUGAAAGUUGCUAUGCUGUUAAGGGUAACUCGGGAUCUCUGCAUCUUACAGACUUCAUCUGGUGCCAAGCUGAAAGAAUGGAUGGCGGGAGAAGGAACCUAGAACCCCCAUCCACUUUAGGGAUGCUCCAGUCUUCAGGUCUCAGUGGGCUCAUGCCUCCAUCUCAUUUCCAAACACGGCCCCCUCCAGGCAUGUCCAGGAUCACAUCUGUCCAGUCCCCACCCUUACCCCAAGUCCUGCCUUCAUCCCAUCUUGGUCAUUAUAAGAGUGACCAUAGAUGGGAGCAGAAUAGACUACAGAUUUUGAGAGAACAAGAUGGGGCAGGUGAUAGUGAUGAUCCCAAAAGAAGGACCAGGUCCCUGGACCAUGUGGGGCCACAGAGCUUGAAUUCCCAGACUGAGUUGGUCUCUCAGCAACUGGAAGAGAUUUGGAGACUUGAGAAGGAGAGCCAGGCCUUGCGGUUGGCUUCAGUCCAUCAGAAGACUCGACUGGCAACUCAAGCUGAGGAGCUUGAAGUUUUGGGACAGGCAGAGCAAGCUAUGCAGGUUGAAAUAGAGGAACUUCGUGCUGCCUUGGCUGGGGCAGAGCUCAUUCGGCAGAAAUUGGAAGAAGGAAACAAAAGAGAGAUGGAAGAGAUUCAAAAGCUGCACAAGGAACAGAUCUCCCACAUGACCACAGCUCAUCAGGAAGCUCUUGCUGCCCUGGCCAACAAGACCCAUGAGUUGGAGGAGAAAGUGAAGACUAUGGAAUCUAAGAGGGAAGAAGAGACCAAGGAGUUGGCUGUUGUACAGAGGGAGGCUAGGAUGUUAAGGGAGGAACUAAGUAAGACUCAUGCAGAACUCAAUACCCAGGUGGCUCUUGUUGACCAGCUUAGGAAGUAUGUAGGGGAUCAAAUAUCACCAGAGAGCAAGAACCAGAUGUGGGAACAGGAGCGGAAGCAGCUACUAGAAACUGUGCAGCAUUUGCAGGAAGAUCGGGAUGCCUUGUGUGCCACUUUGGAGUUGCUACAAGUUCGAGUGCAGAGCCUCCAGGACAUCCUUGUCCUUCAGGAAGAAGAACUGGGUUGGAAGGUCCAGCCUACAGACCCCCUAAAGUCUGAGUCAGCCAAGAAGGCUCAGGCCCUGCUGAACCGUUGGAGGGAAAAAGUGUUUGCCUUGAUGGUGCAGCUGAAAGCCCAGGAGUUGGAACAUACUCAUCAUACUCAAAAGCUUAAAGGAAAGGUGGCAGAACUUGAAGGUGAGGUAGCAUCCUGGGGUCAAGAAUCAACUAUUUUGCAUCGAUCUCUCCAGGACAAAGCUGCUGAAGUGGAAGUAGAAAGAGUUAACAGCAAGGUCCUUCAGGGGGAGCUGAGUCGAGCCCAGGAUGCCAGACUGUGGCAGCAGCAACAGACAGAGACAGCUGAGGAGCAUAUGAAGCUUGUGGCUAAUGCUGUGAGCAGUUCCCAUAACUGGCUACAGGAUCGGGUAGCUAAGGUGGCAGAAGCUGUAGCUCAGCUUCCUAGCCUCAACAACCGACUUGGCUAUGCUUCCCGACAAGUCCGUACUAUUCAAGGCCUUGUGGCUCGGAAAAUAGCACUUGCACAGCUGCAUCAGGAACAGAGCCCUCCACCCCCACCGUCUGAAGAAAUGGGACUUGAGUUACAGCAGCUAAGAGAAGAAAGGAAUCGCUUAGAUGAAGAGCUACAGCUGAGUGCCCGCCUUAUCCAACAGGAAGUGGGCCGGGCCCGGGAACAAGGAGAGGCAGAGCGGAUUCGGUUGAAUGAGGAGGCCCGGCAGUUGGAGCAGGAACUGCAAAAAACCCAGGAAUCUUUGGUUGAGGUCGGGAUUCAGUUGAAAGCAGCUCGACUGAGCCAGAAGGAGAGCACAGAAGAGGCUGCCUGCCUUCGGCGGGAACUAACUCAGCAGCAAGAGACCUAUGGGAAAGACUUACAAGAGAAGGUAGCUGAAGUGGAGUCAAGGCUGCGGGAACAGCUUUUAGAGAUGGAGAGAAGACUGAAUGAAGCUCGGAGGGAACAUGCUAAAGCUGUAGUUUCCUUGCACCAGGCCCAAUGCCAAGCUGCCCGAGACAAAGAACGUAGCCAGGAACUGGGACGUCUACAAGAGGAAGUUCAGAGGGAAGAAGGAUUCCGGUUGAGGCAGAGGCUUCAGGAGCUGGAACGAGACAAAAACUUAAUGUUGGCCACUCUAAAGCAGGAGGGUCUCCUUUCCCAAUAUAAACAACAGCGAUUGUUUGCAAUUCUUCCUCCCCUAUCACUGGAACCUGGUUCUGAAAUUCUGCAUCCCACCAAGCAACUUUUGAAAGGAUCCUAUCUCUCUGCAUUGCUGGAAAAUCUGCAAGAAAUGAGUGAGGUUAUCACUCGGGAAGAGGAGGGAGACAAUGGGAAGUGCUCAAUUGUAGGAUCCUCCUCUUACCAGUUGUAAGCUGUAAAAGGGAACUUAACAGGUGGAGAAGGUAGCAAGUGUGGCCACCUGCUGGCUGGCUCUAAUCCUUGAGCUACAUCUGCCUUGGUGACUGAAUUUUCUUACAUCAAAUAAAGGAGGCUUUAAUAGGA